Molecule: messenger RNA, 2138 nt
Organism: Gracilinanus agilis (Agile Gracile Mouse Opossum)
Lineage: Eukaryota; Metazoa; Chordata; Mammalia; Didelphimorphia; Didelphidae
Gene: GALNS
Product: galactosamine (N-acetyl)-6-sulfatase
Exons: 17
Coding region: 103-1671 (522 amino acids)
Molecular function (GO): N-acetylgalactosamine-6-sulfatase activity; arylsulfatase activity
Source: RefSeq, a predicted model, not a curated record
UCCUCCUCCUCCCGCCUCCGCUCUCGUCUCUCCCGGGAUCCCGAUUCCCCCGGCCCCGCUACGCACUCUGGACCAGGCGCUCCCCUGGCGUCGGCGGUUACCAUGGCGACGGUUGCCUUGGUGCUCGGCAUAACCCUGCUAUUCGGCUGGGCCCCACUGGGGGCUGGGGCAACCUCUCAGCCCCCCAAUAUCGUGUUCCUCCUCAUGGACGAUAUGGGGUGGGGUGACCUGGGCGUGUAUGGAGAACCUUCUAGAGAAACCCCCCACCUGGACCAAAUGGCUGCCGAAGGGAUGCUCUUCCCCAAUUUCUACACCGCUAACCCCCUGUGCUCUCCGUCAAGAGCUGCACUGCUCACAGGCCGUCUCCCCAUCCGCAACGGAUUCUAUACAACCAAUGGGCAUGCUCGAAACGCUUAUACACCUCAGGAAAUAGUCGGAGGAAUCCCAGAUUCGGAGUUCCUCCUUCCUGAGCUGCUGAAGAAAGCAGGCUAUGUCAAUAAGAUUGUUGGCAAGUGGCAUCUGGGUCACAGGCCCCAAUUUCACCCCUUGAAGCAUGGAUUUGAUGAGUGGUUUGGAUCCCCCAACUGUCAUUUUGGACCAUAUGACAACAAGGCCAUACCCAACAUUCCUGUUUAUAGGAAUUGGGAGAUGGUUGGCAGAUUCUAUGAAGAUUUUCCCAUUAAUCACAAGACUGGAGAGGCUAAUCUAACUCAGAUCUACUUAAAGGAAGCAGUGGAUUUUAUUAAGAAGCAACAGGCCAAUCAACAGCCCUUUUUUCUCUAUUGGGCCAUUGAUGCCACCCAUGCACCUGUGUAUGCUUCAGAAUCUUUCUUGGGUACCAGUCAAAGAGGGAGAUAUGGAGAUGCUGUUCGAGAAAUUGAUGAUAGCAUUGGGAAAAUCCUAAAGCUGCUUCAGGACCUGGGUAUCAAAGAGAACACGUUUGUGUUUUUCACAUCUGAUAAUGGUGCUGCCCUUAUUUCAGCUCCUAAGGAAGGUGGCAGUAAUGGGCCCUUCCUGUGUGGGAAACAAACCACCUUUGAAGGAGGGCUAAGGGAACCAGCAAUUGCCUGGUGGCCUGGACAUAUACCCGCUGGACAAGUGAGUCACCAGCUGGGGAAUGUGAUGGAUCUCUUCACCACCGGCCUGUCCCUAGCGGGCCUGAAGCCUCCCAGCGACCGAGAGAUUGACGGCAUUGACCUUCUCCCAGCCAUUGUGCAGGGCAAGGUGAUUGACAGGCCAAUCUUCUACUACCGAGGUGACGAGAUGAUGGCGGUCCGAGUGGGACAGUACAAAGCUCAUUACUGGACUUGGAGCAACUCGUGGGAGCAGUUCAGUCAGGUAGCCACCUUCUGCCCGGGGCCCAGGGCACUGGGGGUCUCGCGUCUGUCCCAAGAGCUAGAGACGAAACUACAUCUAAUUUAUAUUCUGGGCUCAGACCCAGGAGAACUUUUUCUUCUUAUGCCCAGGUUUUCCAGCCUCGAGUACAAGGAUGCUCUCCUUAGAAUAUUCCCAAUUGUAGAAGAACACAAGAGGACCCUGAUACCAGGAGAGCCCCAGCUCAAUGUGUGCAACCCAGCUGUUAUGAACUGGGCCCCCCCUGGUUGUGAGAAGUUGGGAAAGUGCUUGACCCCACCAGAGUCCAAACCCAAGAAGUGCUUUUGGCCCCACUAGCUGCCUUUCCUCCAUGGGGAUCUCAGAAGCCUGCGUGGCAGAUGUGGGGAGCACAUCUGCCCUGAUGGGACUCGUCAUAAAAGAAGGAACACAAAAUGUGAAGAGACAAGUUGUCACAUCCCUUGGUUCCAGCAGUGAUUUUCGUCAGCUCCCUGGUGAGAGACAAGAGCAUAUGCCUGUCUUUUCAAGCUGUUGCCCAGCGUUAAAACUCCUCCGUAACAUUUUUUUGGUGAGUGAAGGAGGGUGACCUGGUGGAAUGACCGCCCAAGAGAGAGAAACACGGAACUGUCCUCUUGCGCUAUUAAAAUCAUGUUUCCCAAAGGCCGGCAUCAGAAAACAGGAGAGCACACUUGAACUUGUCCUCAAGCCUAUUGCCAAGGGAGAUUACUCCCCAUAUCAGCCCCAGUGUUGUCGGUGAUUGACAUUCGAUAAGGAGAAAAAAAUAAAUUCCUUGUAUAUAUGUUCUC